UGAAAUCGAAGCUGCCUGUGGUGAUGGAUAACAGCUGUAGUUAAAAAGCAGCAGCUGGGGCAUGAGCUGUCCACAAUUUCUAAUCAGAAACAUGGAGGACAGAAAGCAGUGGAGGACGACGACCCUCAGGCAGCCCUGGAGGAUGUUUUCACAGGCUGGGGCAAGGCCUUCAGGCUACCAACUGGGAGCUCUGGGAACAGCGCUGUUGCAAACAAGAAGCCAUGGCCAGGCCGGAGCCCAGGAAUGUGGGCUGGGCUGGGAGCAGCCUCUGGACAGAAGAGGUCCCAUCCAGGAAACCUCGGGCAUGGCUGGGAAGCGCGGUACUGGGUGCCGGGUCUGUAUGUGUGUGUGAGAAUGUGUGCCCUAAGUGUCAGUGUGAGUCUGUGUACAUGUGAAUAUUGUCUUUCUGUAGGUGAUUUUGUGGGUGUGUGAUCAUGUCCCUGCAAGUGUGAACAAGUGGACAAGUGUCUGAGAGUGGACAAGAGAUCUGUGCACCAUCAGGUGUAUGCAUAGCGUCUGUGCAUGUCAAGAGUGCAGUGUGAAGUGAAGGGAACAGGCCCAUGGCGCCUCUCAUCAGGAGCUCCCUAAGGCCCCAGGUAAGUGCCAGUGACAGAUAAGGGUGUUGAAGGUCACUCUGGAAUGGGCAGGAGGGGGUAAGGAAAGGGUAAGGCCAUGUUCUGGAGGAGGGGUUGUGACCACAUUAGGGUGUAUGAGCCUAGCUGGGAGGUGGAUGGCCGGGUCCACUGAAACCCUGGUUAUCCCAGAAUCCUGUGUGGGCUUCGGGAGCUUGGAGUGGGGAGAGGGGGUGACUUCUCCGACCAGGCCCCUCCACCGGCCUACCCUGGGUAAGGGCCUGGAGCGGGAAGCAGGGGCAGCCUCUGGAGCAGCCCUUACCCGCCCUGGCUUGAUCCUGCACCCACUGGCAGCACAGUCAACACAGCAGGUUGACUCACAGCAGAGGGCAAAGGCCAUCAUCAGCUCCCUUUAUAAGGGAACAGUCACGCGCUCGGUGUGCUGAGAGUGUCCUGCCUGGUCCUCUGUGCCUGGUGGGGUGGGGGUGCCAGGUGUGUCCAGAGGAGCCCAGUCGGUAGUGAGGCAGCCAUGGGGCUGGAUGCACUGGUGCCCCUGGCCGUGAUAGUGGCCAUCUUCCUGCUCCUGGUGGACCUGAUGCACCGGCGCCAACGCUGGACUGCACGCUACCCACCAGGUCCCCUGCCACUGCCCGGGCUGGGCAACCUGCUGCAUGUGGACUUCCAGAACACACCAUACUGCUUCGACCAGUUGCGGCGGCGCUUCGGGGACGUGUUCAGCCUGCAGCUGGCCUGGACGCCGGUGGUCGUGCUCAAUGGGCUGGCGGCCGUGCGCGAGGCGAUGGUGACCCGCGGCGAGGACACCGCCGACCGCCCCCCUGUGCCUAUCACCCAGAUCCUGGGUUUCGGGCCGCGUUCCCAAGGGGUGUUCCUGGCGCGCUAUGGGCCCGCGUGGCGCGAGCAGAGGCGCUUCUCCGUGUCCACCUUGCGCAACUUGGGCCUGGGCAAGAAGUCGCUGGAGCAGUGGGUGACCGAGGAGGCUGCCUGCCUUUGUGCUGCCUUCGCCAAGCACUCCGGACGCCCCUUUCGCCCCAACGGCCUCCUGGACAAAGCUGUGAGCAAUGUGAUCGCCUCCCUCACCUACGGGCGCCGCUUCGAGUACGACGACCCUCGCCUCCUCAGGCUGCUGGACCUAGCUCAGGAGGGACUGAAGGAGGAGACGGGCUUCCUGCGCGAGGUGCUGAAUGCUGUCCCCGUCCUCCUGCGCAUCCCUGGGGUGGCUGGCAAGGUCCUACGUUCCCAAAAGGCUUUCCUGACCCAGCUGGAUGAGCUGCUGACCGAGCACAGAAUGACCUGGGACCCAGCCCAGCCACCCCGAGACCUGACUGAUGCCUUCCUGGCAGAGAUGGAGAAGGCCAAGGGGAACCCUGAGAGCAGCUUCAAUGAUGAGAACCUGCGCAUAGUGGUGGCUGACCUGUUCUCGGCUGGGAUGGUGACCACCUCGACCACGCUGGCCUGGGGCCUCCUGCUCAUGAUCCUACACCCGGAUGUGCAGCGCCGUGUCCAACAGGAGAUCGACGACGUGAUAGGGCAGGUGCGGCGACCAGAGAUGGGUGACCAGGCUCGCAUGCCCUACACCACUGCCGUGAUUCACGAGGUGCAGCGCUUUGGGGACAUCGUCCCCCUGGGUGUGACCCAUAUGACAUCCCGUGACAUCGAAGUACAGGGCUUCCACAUCCCUAAGGGGACGACACUCUUCACCAACCUGUCAUCGGUGCUGAAGGAUGAGGCUGUCUGGGAGAAGCCCUUCCGCUUCCACCCGGAACACUUCCUGGAUGCCCAGGGCCACUUUGUGAAGCCAGAGGCCUUCCUGCCUUUCUCAGCAGGCCGCCGCGCAUGCCUCGGGGAGCCCCUGGCCCGCAUGGAGCUCUUCCUCUUCUUCACCUGCCUGCUGCAGCGCUUCAGCUUCUCAGUGCCCGCCGGGCAGCCCCGGCCCAGCCACCAUGGUGUCUUUGCUUUCCUGGUGACCCCAUCCCCCUACGAGCUUUGUGCUGUGCCCCGCUAGAAUGGGGUACCUAGUCCCCAGCCUGCUCCCUAGCCAGGGGCCCUGAUGUACAAUAAAGCAAUGUGGUAGUUCCAACUUGGGUCCCCUGCCCAGACCCUUGUUGGGAUCAUCCUCCUCAGGGCAACCGCA
This is a messenger RNA of Symphalangus syndactylus (siamang), 2724 nucleotides long. RefSeq names its product cytochrome P450 family 2 subfamily D member 6 (gene CYP2D6). Lineage: Eukaryota; Metazoa; Chordata; Mammalia; Primates; Hylobatidae. Gene Ontology annotation, biological process: xenobiotic metabolic process; arachidonate metabolic process. Gene Ontology annotation, cellular component: intracellular membrane-bounded organelle; cytoplasm. The record is from RefSeq and is a predicted model, not a curated record. Gene Ontology annotation, molecular function: iron ion binding; oxidoreductase activity, acting on paired donors, with incorporation or reduction of molecular oxygen, reduced flavin or flavoprotein as one donor, and incorporation of one atom of oxygen; heme binding.